CGCCCUCACGCUUUAUGUCCCACCCGGACUACGUACCAUCGGUUUUCAAGCACACGCCUCAAGACCGGCAGAUGCAAGUAGCCAAGCCGGCAGCUGUGCUGCCAGAUCAGCUGUUGGACAGGGGACUCCACCGAGCAUCGCAUCAAGACAGAAUGCAACACCACAGGAUCAUCAACCAGUUGCCAGGGCAUCUACACCACCUCUCGAUCAAGGAACACCAUUAAGUGGAGCAGCAAGUGCAAUGUCAUUAGGUUGUACGACCUGUGAAGAUAGUGCGGAAAUGUAUAACAUACCAGCUGAAAAUGAAAAGAGCUACCAGGCUAAUGAUUUCUCUCUAGACCACAUUAUACUGCUUGAAAGCCAAUUGAAUGCAGAAAGAAAGAAGGUGCAAAAGUUAGAAUUACAGCUAAAAGCUGCUGAGGAACAAACAGUUCAAUGGCAGGCACAUUACUAUGAGCUGAAGGCUACAACACUGUGCCUUGAUAACAUGAAAGGUGCUGAGGAUACAUUAUAUUACACAGGACUGCCUUCUGUGCAAGUGUUUAUUGAUAUACUAAAUUUAGUUCUGAACAAUAACCCUCGGUUUGCAAUAGACAUAAAGAGCAGGUCACUUAGUGCUGCCGAGCAGAUGUAUGCAGUACUGGUUCGCUUAAGAACAGGUAUGGCUACACAAGAGAUUGCUCGUAACUUUUCAAUUUCAGUGCCGUCAUUCAGCCGUAUAUUUUCAGAAUGGGUACUUAUAUUGCAGAAGGUUCUCACUGACAUAACUAGCUUUCCCACACUUCCUGAAGUGCAACAACACAUGCCACCUCAUUUUAGACGGUACCCAAAUACACGUAUAAUACUUGACACGACAGAAAUCUGUAUACAAAAGCCCUCAAGCUUAACUGCCCAGAGACGAACUUUCUCCCAUUAUAAGUUUGCAAACACAAUGAAAUGUGUUGUAGGCGCAACACCAGACUGCUAUGUUAGCGUUGUGUCACCAUUAUAUGGGGGAGGAACGAGUGACAGAGCUAUUGUGCAACAGUCUGGAGUACUUGAUCUAUUCGAAGCCGGAGAUGGGAUCAUGGUUGAUAAAGAAUUCAACGUAGAUGACCUUCUGCCACGUGGUUUUGUCCUUCAUACGCCCCCAUUUCGCAUUCCUGGAGAAGCGCAGAUGAGCGCAAAAGAUGUCGAAGCCACAAAACAUGUUGCAAGUGCACGGGUGCACAUUGAAAGGGUCAUAAGAAGAAUCAAGGAGUUCCAUUUAUUGGACAGACCCUUACCUAUUAACAUGUUAGACAUAGCAGACGCAAUUUUCACAAAAUGUGCUUUGCUCUCAAACUUUAGACGACCACUAAUAAAUAAUGUGAGGGAAGUGGAGACAGACACCAUAUAAUAGAACGAGAAAUCAUGCGGUACAUUUAUUCAGAGCAAUUAAAUGGGGUCACAAUGCACCAAAGUUUUAUUAUGCAAAGGAACAAUGUACCACAAAGCAUGUAGCACAUUGUCAUAAAAUAAAGGGAACUUUCGCAUUUGGAUUCAACAAUUCUUACCUUGAAAUGGGACACUAACACACCUUUGCAAUGUGGGUAUUUCAGCCUAUA
This is a messenger RNA of Dermacentor silvarum, 1586 nucleotides long. RefSeq lists its product as uncharacterized. The record is from RefSeq and is a predicted model, not a curated record. NCBI's taxonomy places the organism in Eukaryota, Metazoa, Arthropoda, Arachnida, Ixodida, Ixodidae. Bases 242 to 1378 code for a protein of 378 amino acids. The transcript is spliced from 2 exons.